CUGACGCAUUAUCAAUUACACACAUAUACAAUAUUUAUCACGUAAUAUAUGUCUGUUUCUAUAUAUUAAUGAGCUUUUGUUUCUGCAAAGUUCGUAUCCAAAAUGUUUUGUGCAUCGCAAGCAUCGACGGCUACCGCUAGCCACGACGAAGCACGUGCCAUCGACCGUCAUAAUCCCAUUAUCAAAGAUGGUCGGAGAUCUUUCACGGCUCCAUGCUCUUCCGGCGACGACUACAUUGCACCGUACCGCCAGCUUUCGAAAGUUACGAGAAUACCCUCCUCUUCCGGUGAAGGGAAGAUGAUUCAGGUGGGGGAGAAGGGAAGAAAGAGCACUUCAGGGUCGUUGUUGAAGCUCAGUGAUAAUAUCAGCUUAGCGAGGAAGAGUUUUGGCUGUGUUGCGGGACCCGCGUGUGACGUUACCGAAAGUACUCCUCCUGGUUCUACAAGGUAUCUUCUUGGAUCCGAACCAGUCUCUUCGGGUAAGGAUAUGGUUGUAACGGAGGAGGGUGAACCUUCUUUGUUAAAAAGAGGCUCUGGAGCUGCCGUGGAGGAGAAGAAUAAGGCUUCUUCUGGUGGUUCAGACCAGGUGAUUGUUCUUAGAGUGUCUCUUCACUGUCACUGCAGAGGUUGUCAAGGCAAAGUGAAGAAGCAUCUAUCUAGAAUGCAAGGUGUGACAUCCUUCAGCAUAGACUUUGCUUCAAAGAAGGUAACUGUGACGGGAGACGUCACUCCCUUGGAAGUAUUGGGUUGCCUCUCAAAGGUAAAAAAUGCCCAAUUCUGGACACCACCUCCUCCACCUGAGUCAUCACUCCCAAGUGCAAAUCCGGAAAACUAAAAAAGGACACACAAUAUUUUGUGUAUUUCGAAUUCAUAUCUCAUUAGUCUGAAUCAAAUCAAUGGUAAAACUUGAGACUUACCCUACUCUAUUUUUAUUGUUCAUUAAGUAAGACCAAAACAUUCAGAUGAUGAUUGAUGCUUGUUUAUUCAUCACCUUAUAUGAUGAAACUGUCACAUUAAAUAUUACAUAUUGCAUUUUCUAGUUUAUUUUAGCUGUAUGGAAAAUAGGGAUAAUAUUUAACAUUCUAGAAGAUUGCAUCUACCACAAGCUCUGCUAUGAGUUCAUCUGUCAGCAUUUCCUCAAUAUCUCUACCUAUGAUUUCAAUGUCAUCUUCCAAACUCAGCCACUGCAACUCCCUCUCCUCCACAUCAUCUCUCCUUGGUUUCUCCUCUUUUCUUGUGACCAAAUCGCUCAGAGUCUCUUGUAUCUUGUUUGAAUCCCAUUUCGGGCAGACCCUCGUGGGUUUAACCCAAGGGUGUGGAUCCGAAAACUGCUUUAGUAUCUGCAUUAGCUCUCUGCUGAUCUGAUCAAACAGGAACUUUCUUUCUAACCGGGUUGUGGUUUUCAAGGUGGAGUACUUCUUCUCAAGAUCUUGAAACAAGGAUGGAUCUACAGGUGUUUCCAUGACAGUGUUGUGGUCUGAGUCACUCAAACUUAAGUUAGCUAGGAGAUCAUCUAAGUAUAGUGACUUCCAGUCUUUUUCUCUGACCUCUAGACUGACAACCCUCUCAUUAGUUUUUGUUGUUAAUGACUCUGCUUGAUCUGUGUCUUCAUCACUCGAAAUAAGCAUGCCACCUUCAUCGUAAGCAGCUGACUCUAGUUUGAGAAGCUGAAGUUGCAUCCUGAGUCCUGGAGAAUACAGAUAACAGUUAACUAGCGCUGAUAACACCAAGUUUGAAGAUACAGAACUGCACGAAGGAAUCAAUAGACUGACAAGCAUUGAUUGACUACCUUGGAGAUCAGCGCUAACACUCUCAAAGCAUUCUGAACUCGAUGAAACAUCAUCAUCAAAGGAAGCUUCUAGAAUUGAAACCGGACUUGGUUGAUCUCCUUCCUUUGAGCUUUCACGAGACUGUGGUUCAGGAACUGACGAAUGAUUUACAUCCUUAGUUGGCAUCCUUGAGACAUCCUAGAACAUCAGUGAACAAUUAGUUACUUGUUAUAACAAACACGUAUAUCCA
Molecule: messenger RNA, 2018 nt
Organism: Eruca vesicaria subsp. sativa (arugula)
Lineage: Eukaryota; Viridiplantae; Streptophyta; Magnoliopsida; Brassicales; Brassicaceae
Source: the annotation of a GenBank genome assembly